Molecule: messenger RNA, 7809 nt
Organism: Salmo salar (Atlantic salmon)
Lineage: Eukaryota; Metazoa; Chordata; Actinopteri; Salmoniformes; Salmonidae
Product: rho GTPase-activating protein 21
Biological process (GO): signal transduction
Molecular function (GO): protein binding; phospholipid binding
Source: RefSeq, a predicted model, not a curated record
GUCUGAUACAAGCAGCACAAACUGGGAAGUUAUCUUGAGGUUUUAUAAAAACAUUUAAAAUCAAACUUUUCAAAGUGAUCAUGUUGCAACAGGCAGAUUUCAGAACAAAUGUUUUUUUUUUUUGAAAGUCCAAAAAUUUCCUGCCUCAUUGGAAUAACAAAAACACAACUUUUGUGGACGAGGUACUCUUGCGACUUUGUAAUGAGUUAUACGAUUGGUCAAGUUUAAAAGCGGAAGUUACUACAUUGAUUGUGAUUGGCGCUGGCUAAAGGAGGAUGAUCUUUGGGAUUCGGGAACGGUGGAAGCAAAAUUCCAAUUUCCAGCAGCCGCGUGUGUCUCCCUGGAGUUGGGCUGGGAUACUUUGAAAACAACUGUGUAUUUCGUGAGGAUAUUGAAAUAUGAUCGAAACUUCUACAGGACCAAAAUAUUUUUGUAUUUUUUAAUGGGAAAUAAAUACUUUCCAACACAGUAUGUAACGUCGCUUUUCACAACGGCUCAACCAUUUGGACCAAAGACUAGAUAAAGGAUGGCUGUGUGAACUGGAGAGACGAGCCCUACUCGGAGGACUACUGCUGUCUAUUUGGUGGGAUCUAUAGCUUUCCAUGUGGACACUAAAUUAUUGUCACCUCUUGCGUGAAGUGAAAUGAUGGCGUCACAUUGGAAAGGUCCAUGCGAUGAAGAGGACGAGAGACUGACCAGAUCCUCUUUGUGCGAGACUAACGUGCCAGAGUGGGGUGAGCAGGGGGGUUCCCCUGCAGGCCUGUUCAACCUGCAGGGAGAGGAGGAACCCUUCUCGUGGCCAGGGCCCAAGACACUCCGUCUUCGACGCACCUCUCAAGGCUUCGGCUUCACUCUGCGCCACUUCAUUGUCUACCCACCCGAGUCAGCCGUGCACUCGUACCCCUUCCCGGAGGAAGAGCAUGGCCGCAGAGGGAGACAACGGAACAGGCUGGAGCCGAUGGACACCAUCUUUGUGAAGCAAGUGAAGGAGGGAGGUCCCGCCAACGAAGCUGGACUCUGCACAGGAGACAGGAUAGUAAAGGUGAACGGAGCGAGUAUCAUUGGGAAAACCUACUCUCAGGUCAUAGCCUUGAUACAAAACAGUGAUGCCUUUCUUGAACUCUGUGUUAUGCCAAAAGAUGAAGACAUACUGCAGCUGGCCUAUUCCCAGGAUGCGUACCUCCGAAGUCGCAGUGCCUACAGUGGAAACGCCCGUCACAUCCCCGAGCCGCCCCCCAUAUGUUACCCUCGUGUAGACUGUAAGCCCCCGGGGAUGGCCCAGGCUACAGAGACCCCCGCCCCAGUUGGAGUGGGGGUACAGGGAGCAUGCCGGGGGGCAACACCACCAGACAUGGGGUACCGAAUGGAGAUUCCCGUGCCCCCCUCCCCUCCUCCUCCUGCACACCCGUACCCCAAAUCCCAGACCGCGGCGUGCAUGCGCAACGACAGCGUGAGGACUGUGGUAAUUCCUCCAGAGCUAGGCCGUAUAGGACCAGCACACAGAAUAGACUAUAGCCUGGUAGGGCCCCCUGACCCUGGCCUCAUCAGAGUGCGUCCUGGGUCUGUGUCCCACUACCCCCUGCCACGGAAAACAGACAUCUACCCCUCUGGGGCGAGCCUCCUCAAUUACAGUGCCCCGCUACCCCACUAUCCACCCAACUCUAACUCCCCCAACCCCGUCUCUCACCAAAACAUAGACUGGCGGACGUACCAGACCUACAGGGAGUACAUCGAUAACAAGAGUAUCCACGCCUAUGGCAGCCGGACCAUCCAGGAGAGACUAGAAAGCCUGCGAACCGCCAGCCAGAACACCUUCAACUCCUCCCACCACAUCCCCCGGGGUGGCUGGGGCCCCAACCCUAAGGGUCUCCGGCGCAGGAGCACCUCCCACGACCGCGCCUACCAUGGACCUCCGCCCCCCUUCCACCACAUGCCCCCCCGCAGCUCUUCCCAGGACCGUAUGAGUAUGGCGGAGCGGGGGGUCCACCCCAGGAACUGGCCUCCUCGUAGUGUGUCCCAGGAUGGAUUAACACACAAGGCCCGUGCUCGCUCCUCUGACUGUGACUAUGUGGACUCUGUGGAGCUGGGCCGGCCCAUGGUGGAUAGACGGGGCUACGCUGGCAGGCUGGACCAGGGUACACGCCCCAGCAGGCAGAGCCUCUCCAAACAGGCUGUCCAUCACCGACCCCCUGCAGGGUACGGUAGGGACAGCCUCCGGGGAACGCCAAUGCCCAAUCCUACCCUCUAUGCUAAAGGACCAGAGCAGCUCCAGCACCAGCCUCACAGCGCUCCUAAUAUGACCCAAGACACACCCUCUCACCUGGGGAAGAUUAUCAGCUUGGAGCCCUCCCCAACCGACCAAAGAGCUGGAGUCAAAGGUGUGAACCAUGUGAGCCAGAGCAGGGGGCGGGCGGAGACCAUGCAGCCGGCAGGGGAGGUGCCAGGGAGAGAGGUGGCAGCGGUGGUGGGCCAUAGGUACUCGUCCUUAUCCGCCUCCCAUCAGAGACCACAGAGGCUUGGGAUCCUCAAAACCUCCCACCACCACCCACCUCGCCCAGAGCCCCAGGCCCAGGUGAACGGUCGCGGCCCCUCUGCCUCAGAAUUGGGCGUGGUCCUCAGGGAAAAGCCUCCUGGGUCGGUGAAGAACCCCAGCCCCCUGCGCCACCCUUCCUACAUCCUGGCGGUGAACGAGGAGGACGGUUCGGAGCCAGCAGCGGACGCAGUGUGCUGGCUGCCCAACGAUGCGCGGCGGGAGAUGCACAUGCGGCGGCUGAGCAAGAAGCAGGAGAAGGACCAGAACUCAUGCUCCUCCAGCAACCUGGAGGAGUCCCUCGACUCAAUCCCCUUUAUCGACGAGCCGGCUAGCCCUAGUGUUGACCACGAGGCCACGUCCAUUCCUGCUUCCGCCGUGAUAUCUGGCGUUCCAGCCAUACUCCCCCUGAACCCAAGCUCCUCCCCGUGCCCUUUCAUUCGCCGACAGCUGUCACAUGACCAAGAGUCCCUCAGAAAUGCUAUCCUGGAGUCUGAUGCUUCGACCAAACAAGAGAGGUCCAAAUCCUGUGAUGAGGGUCUGGAUAACUACAGAGAGGAAGGCAGAGGCCGGUCCAACAGUAAACACAUGCCUGGACUGAGAGGCCUAAGAAAGGCUCUGGAUGGACACAAGUCGUCUGAUGACUCUGGUUCCAGAAGGGACUCCUCUUCAGAUAUCUUCAGUGACUCUUCUAAAGAAGGCUGGCUCAACUUCAGGCAGCUCAACACUGAGAAGAGCAAGCGUGUGGGCGGGGGUUCGAGGUCGUGGAAGCAGAUGUACGCUGUGCUGCGAGGCCACGCCCUCACGCUUUACAAGGACAAGAAGGACGGCAUCUCUCACGCCUCCUCCCAGUCCGACGACGACCCACAGCCAAUCAGCGUCAAGGCCUGCCUGAUUGACAUCUCCUACAGCGACACAAAACGCAAGAACGUGCUGCGGCUGACCACGUCGCACUGCGAGUACCUGUUCCAGGCGGAGGGCAGGGAUGACAUGCUGUCCUGGAUCAGAGUCAUCCAGGAGAAUAGUAAUCUGGAUGAUGAGAAUGCUGGUAUAACUAGCCAAGACCUGAUCAGCAGAAAGAUCAGAGAGUACAACACCAUGAUGAGUGCCCCCAGCCCCAAGACUGAGCCUUCCCCCAAAACCUCCCGGCAGUCCCUCAGUAUCAGACACACCCUCCUGGGGGGGAAGGGAGAAAGCAAGAGCCCACACUCACCCAAAACAGGAGAGAGGGAUGACUCCAGUCCUCCACGGGAUAAGGCUGCCUGGAGGAGGGGCAUCCCCGGCAUCAUGAGGAAGCCCUUUGAGAAGAAGGCCACAGCUGGGGUCACCUUUGGGGUGCGCCUCGAUGACUGCCCAUCUGCACAGACCAACAGGUUUGUUCCCCUCAUCGUGGAGGUGUGCUGUAAGCUGGUAGAGGAGAGGGGGCUGGAGUACACUGGGAUCUACAGAGUACCAGGGAACAACGCUGCCAUCUCCAGCAUGCAGGAGGAGCUGGACAAUAAAGGACUGAUGAGUGACAUCGACAUCCAAGAAGAUAAAUGGAGGGACCUAAACGUGAUCAGUAGUUUACUGAAAUCCUUCUUCCGGAAACUUCCAGAACCCCUUUUUACAAAUGAAAAAUAUGCAGAUUUUAUUGAAGCCAACCGAACAGAAGACUCAGUGGAGAGGUUGAAAGAGCUCAAGAGGCUGAUCCUUGAAUUGCCUGAGCAUCACUAUGAAACCCUCAAAUUUCUCUCUGGACACCUCAAGUUGGUCUCUGAAAACUGUGAGAAAAAUAAGAUGGAGCCUCGUAACCUGGCCAUCGUGUUUGGUCCGACUCUGGUCAGGACCUCAGAGGACAACAUGACCAAUAUGGUCAACCACAUGCCAGACCAGUGCAAGAUAGUGGAGAACCUCAUUCAGCAGUUUGACUGGUUCUUCACUGAGGAGGGGGACGAAGACCCUGUUACCUCAGUGGAACAGGAGAGUACAGUGCAGUCUCAGCCUGUGCCGAACAUCGACCACCUGCUGUCCAACAUCGGCCGGACCACAACAACCACCUCGGCUGCGGAAGUCUCAGAUUCAGCAUGCAGUGACUCCUCCAAAUCAAAGCAGGGCUUGUGGGGCUCUGGGAAGGACCAGUGUAGCAGGGAGAUGCUUCGCUCCUCCUUCUUUGUCAGCCGCAAGCGUAAGAAGCCCAAGGACAAGGCUCAGCCCAGCAGCUCUGACGACGACCUGGACGCUGUGUUUGCUAAGAAGGAGCAGCCAGAACAACAGAGCCUGAGCCACCAGGACCUCCACCCAGCCUGGUCCCCAGACAGCCAGACGGAUGUGGAGAGGGAGGCCAGCGAGAGAGGGGAACAGCCAGGGGACAGGGUCCAAACCAAUGGGAAAGAGUCCCGUUCAGACGGCCUCAUGUCUCAGCCCUCUCCAUCCCCCUCUCCCAAACACACCCCCUCCCUCAGCCUCCGUACCUCCUCCUCCACACGCUCCCCCCGCCUCGGCCACCGCAGGCAGGUGGUCCACCAGUCAUCUCUGUCGGACCCACCCUCCAACUACGAUGAGGUCUCAGACCUGGGCACCAUGAACAGCACCAGCUCUCAGGCGUCUGUGACGGGACCCAGGGUAAGGCAUGGCAGGACAGGUGCCCUGGGACCAGAAACUGGGGCCAGUGGCCUGGGGGCCGAGGUCAGCUCCAUCACCUCAGACUACUCCACCACCUCCUCCAUGACCUUCCUCACCGGGGCCGAGCUGAGCACGCUCAGUCCAGAGGUACACUCGGUGGCCGAGAGCAGGGGAGGAGAUGACGCUGAUGAUGAGCGUAGUGAGCUGAUUAGUGAGGGCCGGCCCAUGGAGACGGACAGCGAGAGCGACCUAUCGGUGUUUAUUGGGAGCAUGAAGGAGACCCGGCCGGGGAAAGAUAUCUGCCAAUCAGAUGUGCCGGAUGCGCCCAGGCCCCUCUCCUCCCACAGACUCAUCGAGUGUGAUACUCUCUCCAGGAAGAAAUCUGCAGCGCGUCAGAAGGCUGACAGCGAUUCCUCGUUGGACGGAGGGCAGAGCGACAAGGAUUCCAAUAGGCUGUCUCGCGUUCUGGGGGUGGUUAAGGGGCGUUCCACCAGCAGCCUUAGCUCCUCCUCCCGCAGCGAGUCAGAGAAGGGGAUUGAGCCUGCAUGGCGUCUCAAGAUCACAGACCGGCUGAAGUUCCGUCUGCGGACGUCCGUAGACGACAUGUUCGGGGUGGGCACCCAGCAGAGCCGCUCUCCAGAGGGACGCAGGGACAAGAAGAAGAACAUCAGACGCAGACACACCAUGGGAGGCCAGAGGGACUUUGCUGAGCUGUCUGUGAUGGGGGACUGGCAGGGGGGGAUGGGUGGGGGCUCGCGGGCAGAGCUGUCGGCCGUGGACCGGCUGAAGCCCAAGUGUUCUUCCCAGGACUUCUCUAUCCGGGAAUGGAUUGCCCGUGAGCGCCACCGCACCUCCAACCCCGAGGUAAGCCUGGACUUCUCUGAACACCAGGGGGCACUGCUCCUCUUACGCAACCCCGACCCCCAGAACCCCAACCACCAGGCCCAGGAGGCCCUGUCGUCGUCCCUCUCAGACCCCCUCUCACAACGCCCAACUCCAGCUGAGCUGCUGAACGGAGACGCAGGUCCCCAUAGUAAAAGCCUGAAUCUGUCGGCCACCGCACACCCACACAAACUCUCUGGUGCUCAGGUGGUCCAGUCUCGCUUCUACCAGUACCUGUGAGAGGUGGUGUCUGUCUGGCUAGGAGUGUGUCUGUCUGUCUUUCUGUCUGUGAGAUGUGUAUGUGUUUGAGAGUCUGUAAGUGGAUGUGAGUGAUGUUUGUAAAUGGCCAGUGAGCAUGUACAGGUACUGUGAAGUGACGUUAGUGUUUACUCAGUCUGUUUGGUGGUUUGUGUUUGUACGCUUAAAAUAAUAAGGGUUACUGCACAGGGGUGGUUUAUCUGACUGACACAAGGCAUGGAACAAAACAUUCAAUUCAUGUUGAUACAUUUUCUCCUUUUUCAUGACAAAUGACAGACUUUGGGAUGGGCGUUGGGGUAGAGAAAUCCUCACUCCUAACAGAAAUCCCUGUUAUGCUGAAGAUUGCAACUCGAGGGCCUCUUGCUCGUGGAUGAACUGAUGAGUCAGAAAGUUGAUUGGUGUAAGGAAGUGUAAACAUGGCUGGUGUUUCAAGUUAAAGAUUGUGAAAAUACAGUAACUGACUUGUAGGAGGUAGGCUACAGUAGUGAAAAAAUGUUUUUUUUUAAGUAUUGCAGAGGAACUAUUUUUGUUGUAUGAGGGUCUCGGUUGGUUAAAAGUGAGUCUUACAGUAACCAAAUUUUAAGAAUGUAUGACAUGCUUGCUGUAAUACUGACUAAAGCUUUAGUCGCUUGUUCACAUUUUAAAUUGUACAGAUCUCCCUUCCUCUCUCUCUACUUGAAGUGUUUUUAUUUUCGGGAUAGCUUGUGUUUUGGACUGCCAUAUGUGCUCUGUGACCGCCGUCGAUUGACCUCUUUCAAGGUGCAUUGUGACAAGACACUGGACUAACGACGUCAUGAAAAUACAAAAAAAAAACGGUUUUUAUUCCACCCUUUUAAGAAAAAAGCAGUGAACAACUACUUCCCUCUAAUUCAAUAUGCUGUGUACUUGUGGUUUCAUGCUUUGGUCAAUUAAGGGCAUCAGAUGGGGGGGUUCAAGAGGGAGAAGAAUAUGAAUAAUCAAAUCAGAAAUCAUGUUUCUUUCGCAAUAGGAAGUGCCUCAAUGAAAUGUAAAGGGUGCCAAAUUGUCUUUGUUGAGAUGCAUAAAGAUUUUACUGUGAAUGACAUUAUCGUGGACACACUGUCGUUCUACAGGUUCUAUCUUAAACAGAGGAACGCCGAGCUUCCAUUCCCUAGGCAUUCCACUUUGGUCUUCACCUUUUUUAUAUUUUUGUUUUUUCAUUUCCUUUUUUUGCAUUAACAGAACUUGAAUUUAAAAUAUUUCUGUAUAAAAUAAGUACCAUGUGUAUAUAAAUGCCAUGUUUUAGCUGCCUUUUUGUUUCAUUUCCAUCAAAUGUCCAGAUUUUUUUUCUAAGUAAAAAGUACAGUAUUGAGAUGUUGCUGAUGGUAGGGUGGGUGUUAGAUUACAGACUGGUGAUAGUCCAGUGGUUCUCUGGGGAGUGAUGAGAGAUUUCUCCCUGCAUGUGAAAAGGCUUCAUUGAGCUGCUGGACCGUUUGUAUCAUUAUGGCAUGUUCUCUCUUUGAGUGGAGGGGCAUGGGCUCCUAAACACUGGAAAUAAAUCUUAUCAAUGGCUAAAA